AUGGCCAACGAACAUUGGGAAGAGAUUAAUGAGUGGGAUAUUGAAGAAGAUAUUGAACUAGCUCAACGUAUUACAGUUCAUACUGUUCAUCACUCUUCUACAACUGAUGAUGAAAGCGAGGAUUCCGAGUAUCAACUCGUACAAGCUCAUAAACAUCCAACUUAUGCUGCGGCAGCAAAAUGGGGUGGUAGAAACAAAAAACCAAAUUUAAUAAAUAUUAAUGACGAUGUCACUAUUACUAAUAAUAGUAAUGAAGUGGAUAAAAAGAAAGUUACAAAAGGCGUAGUAUUAGGUGCUCCAAUACUUACUUCGGAUUCUCAAACUCCGCCUCCAAUUUCUACUGCGUCUGAUGAGACUGAUAAUAAUAAUAAUAUACUGAAAGGUAUAGACUAUGAUGAAGAAACUUCUAAAUCUUCUACACGUCGUCAUAAUACAAAAGUUCAUAAAUUACAAUCAAAACGAUUAUUAAAUCAAUUAGUAAGCUCGGCUGAUUUGGAAUUAAACGAGGGCGCAGUUCGUGGUGAUACUAAUAGAGAUCCGGAAUUUACUAAAUAUAAAUUGUUAAAGAAGACCAUGAAAGCAAAAAAUAAUGGAACUAGCAAAUCCAAAACUGAUAGAAAAAAUGGAAUGGAAAAAUUACGU
This is a messenger RNA of Scutellospora calospora, 642 nucleotides long. NCBI's taxonomy places the organism in Eukaryota, Fungi, Glomeromycota, Glomeromycetes, Diversisporales, Gigasporaceae. The record is from the annotation of a GenBank genome assembly.